UGUGGCCUGUGAUGUUUACAUGAUCCUAGGAAGAAAAUGGAUGAGCCCACUGUUUCAGGCAGAAACCUGUUGACAAGAGCUUAAGUCUCCAUGUACAUCGAGUACUUUGGAGACACCAAAGGUGUAACUUUAAAGGGCAAAGACCUCAGGACAAAGCAACUUGAAGAAGCCAGGAACUAAAGACGGACGGGACAUUUGGUUCAAAACUUGAAGUGGCUCCCCCACGCCCCCAAGAUUGCAUGACAGAAAAACAACAACAGAAUCAUUAUGACUACCAAGAAUACAUUUUUAAAAAUUAACAUGACAUCUUGGAUCUUAUAAAAGCCAAGCUCUUCAGGAAAUAAACCAUGAGGGAAACUGGAUUGAAAUCUGCACUUUGCCAAGGGCAAGAAGCUGAGAACAUGGAGAGAGAGAAGUUUCAGCAGAAGGCUCUGAAGCAAACUAAGCAGAAGAAAUCCAAGUCGGCUGAAUUUCUGAUGGUUAAAGAAGAUAGAGAAGCUACAGAAGGCAUUGGAAAUCCCGCUUUUAACGUGAGCAGUCCAGAUCUCUCAGCAUGUCAGACUGCAGAAAAGAAAGUUAUUAGACAUGACAUGCCGGAUCGCACCCUUGCAGCUCCCCAACAAAAAUUCGGGCUGCCAGCCUCUGCAGAACCAAAAGGAAAUGAAUACGGCAGAAAUUACUUUGACCCACUGAUGGAUGAGGAAAUAAACCCAAGGCAGUGUGCGAUGGAGGUCAGCAGAGAAGUUUGUCUAAUGGCUAAAGGAGAGAAAGCAGAAUCAGGAGUGGAUAAUACAGCUGGCCUUUCAGAGAAAGAAACAGAGAAGAACGCUUGUGCCUCAAUGGAUGAGGAAGGAGCUAAAUCCACAGUACACUCUUCUCAGGGGAGCAUUACUAAUAAAAUCGGUCCCUGUUCUAUGGACUAUGAUCCCAGUCUCUUAAAAGAAGACCUACACUCUCAGGGAGAUAGCCUGACGGAUCAUUCUGUGAAAGAAAAAUCAACUGUUUUGAGAACUGGAGAAGCUGAAGAUUAUUCACAGGACAUAUCUUACUUGGAGGAACUGGAGGAACACCGAUUUUCUGUCUGCUGUUCUUCAGUUGCUGACAGUAGAUCUGGAGACUUCUUCAAGCAUCUCCAUUUUGUGCUGGUAUCAAUGUCUUCAGAACUUCAGUUAUCUCAAUGGCAAAGCCAGGGCUUCUGGUACAUUAUCCUGCUAAGGGUUUCUCUCUGGUUCCUGAGGCUCUACCUGCAUUACCUGGGCCAGUGGCUUUUCCUCCAGGCCAUUUCAACUCCUGUUACAAAGUGA
Piliocolobus tephrosceles (Ugandan red Colobus) is the source of this 1304-nucleotide messenger RNA. RefSeq names its product orofacial cleft 1 candidate gene 1 protein. NCBI's taxonomy places the organism in Eukaryota, Metazoa, Chordata, Mammalia, Primates, Cercopithecidae. The transcript is spliced from 10 exons. Bases 348 to 1304 code for a protein of 318 amino acids. The record is from RefSeq and is a predicted model, not a curated record.